AUGGGCUAUUCUCCGAUUCCUCCACAAGCAUACACUUCUGUAUUAAAGUUCACUAUUGAUGGGCGACCUUCUGUCAAGGAUAUCCAUGAUCUAUUUUCCGCAUUAAUAACUCAGUUGAACUUUAGUACACAUCGAUAUAUGUUCCGUACUUAUACAAACUCUUUCACGUCAGAAGACGCCUUAGAGCGUUUAAGCUCUCUUCAAUUUAACAAAUCAACCGACGAUCAAGGAGCUCAGUCGCGUAAUAUUACAAGAAUCACAACCACUACGUUCAAUAUGAAUAGAGACAUGGCAAAAGCCCUAAUCCAGCAAUUCAUUUGGACUCGACUGAUGGAAAGUUCUUUUGACCCAACAAAUCGUACCUACAAAGAUAAAGGUAUCUGGAGACUUACUUCCAAAGGCUUAUGCAUUCUUCAAGACUUCUGUCUGAAGAAUGGUAUCGAUUGGGAGCAAUUUAUUAGCGUGGUGAAUGUCACAUCCCAGUUGAUGUUCCUCAUUCAAGUAGAACGUUUAUCUGAGAACGAUCGUAUCAGCUGCAAGAGAAAGCAUAUUUCAUCACUUUUUGUUAUGAUGAUUGCAAGUUUACCACUACGCCAAAACAGACAAAGCGAGUCAAACAAAAUUGCGGGUUAUCAUCAAUCACACACACGCUCCCUUCAGGAUAAUGGCUUAGAUGAUACACACUCUGUUUAUUCACAUGAUUCCGACUCCACAUCCUCUCCACUAAGCACUAGAUCUUCUCGUCAGCCACAGUUUUUUGAUUAUUUUCCGGAUGCUACAACGUUGCCCAAUGAUUUACUAGUCGGUACAGGUUUGAAACAACCUCAUCAAAAUAAUAAGGUCAUAUUUCAACAACACAAAGCUCUGUUACAGAACUUGAACCUAACGUAUAAUCGAUUCAGAAUGCGAGCUAUAUUUACAUCUUUCUUAUGUUGUACAUGGUUGAUCGAAAAUUGUACCUUUGCAUCAACCGACGAAGUGGAAGGUUUGUUGACAGAUUUUCUCAAUAUGGGUUGGGUUGAUUUCUACAACAAAAAAGAUAAAGAACUUGGUUAUGUUGAGUCUUCAAAGUCAAUACUACUCAACAUGACUAGGGAAGGUAUUAAUGUUGUAAUGGACUAUGCUCGUAAGAGAUAUAAUGAAUUCCAGCAAAAAGUUGAAGGUCAGUUUAACAGCAUUGCAACACUUGAAACGAGGCUUUCGACAGUCUCGUUGACUUCAGAAGAAAUUUACAGCGAACCACACCACCAACUCACUCCUUCGGACAGCAUCAGAAUACAUUCGAAUAUAAGUACUCCACCACUAACUCCUACCACUCCUGCUACAUCUACAUCUGAUAUCUGUUCAAUAAAAGAGGGUAACUCAUGUAGACUUCAAUCAAUUCUCAGAAACUCACAAUUAAGAUCUAUUUUUAAAGACUUUCUUGCCAAUAACUUUUGUGUCGAAAAUCUCAACUUUUGGAUUGAUCAUGAUAACCUUCGCAGAAAUUACCAACGACAAAAGACCAAUAUGACAUCAAAUAGUCAACGCUUACUUUUAGAAGAUGCAUAUACUCUUUGGAAUGCCUAUUUAAAACCAGGAGCUGCGCAUGAAUUAAACAUUGACCAUAACACGAGAGAACAAAUGACAGAAGAGAUAUCGUACAUGGCAUCUAUCGUUCACACUUACUCAUUGGGUAACUCAACAAAGCCAAAAGUGGUUAUGUUGGCACAUGCCACUUAUGCUAAUCUUAUGACAAUAUUGAAUUGGCUCGAAAGAGUGAAUGAACAAAUUUGCAAGCUUAUGGCAACGGAUUCCAUUCCCAAAUUUGUUCGUACAGCUGAGUAUAAGCAGGUAGUUCGUAGUCUGGAUAUUGCACCAAUGCAACUCAAGCAAAAAAAACCUGAAAAGCUUUCUAUUGUCACUAAGGAUAUCUAUGACUUCCCAUCUCCACCGCAACGAAAAGUAAAAGAAACAAUCUAUCUAUAA
Molecule: messenger RNA, 1968 nt
Organism: Mycotypha africana
Lineage: Eukaryota; Fungi; Mucoromycota; Mucoromycetes; Mucorales; Mycotyphaceae
Product: regulator of G protein signaling domain-containing protein
Exons: 3
Coding region: 1-1968 (655 amino acids)
Biological process (GO): intracellular signal transduction
Source: RefSeq, a predicted model, not a curated record